Messenger RNA from Clonostachys byssicola, 1797 nucleotides. Lineage: Eukaryota; Fungi; Ascomycota; Sordariomycetes; Hypocreales; Bionectriaceae. The record is from the annotation of a GenBank genome assembly.
AUGGGACCCCCAAUCCUCAAUAUGCCAAUGGAGAUUCUUCUCCAGAUCGCCAACUUCACCUGGUAUACGGGCCCCUGGAUCCACAGGCGGACUGGAGAUCAUGCUGCCCUCGUUCUAACAUGUCGCGGGCUGUAUCAAGCUUUAAAUGCAGAGCUCUACAAAAAAACCAUCAAAUCGUCGUCAUCAGCGACGUAUUUGAUGGCUUGGGCCGUCUACAAUAACUGUCUUGAUACUGUCAAGCGCGCCCAUGUGAAUGGAGCAAACCUAAUCUUGCAUGGGCACUUGGAGAUAAUCGACUAUCUUCUCCAUCAUGGCGCCAAUGUCCAUGAACCAAGCUUUGGACUUUGCAUGUGCCCAAAGGUGAAUAAGUACGAUACUUUCGAAGCACAGUACCCUCUUCAUUUCCUCUUUUGCCAUGGAGAACAUCCGAGACGUCCCGAGAUAUUGGAGAAAUUAAUAUCCAAAGGGGCUUAUCUAGUGGCAGAAAACACCUCUGCCAUCCCUCAACUUGCCAGUCUUACGCGAGGCCAUCUCCUUGAACCACUCAUCAAGAGGAAGGAUACGGCUUCGCUUGCUGGAGUACUAAGCCUUGCCAUCCAAAUGCAAGACUUCUCCUUGGUAACACAGAUAUGCGAGAGUGCUUCCAAUAAGAACAUCACAAGAGCUAGAGACUGGAAGGGACGAACUGCCUUACACUUGGCUGUAAAUGCAUUCAACUGGAAAGAUGAAAUCGUCAGGUUUCUUCUUCAGGACGACCGGGCAUCAAUAUUUCAAAAGGACUACAGUGGAAGAACACCUCUACACUACGCGGCCAUGACCAUUUGCAGCCCCGAAUUGGUGGGCCUCCUGUUGCAGCACCGGGGCUCCUCCGUUAACACAGCCUCUGCCCACUUCCGGAAGAUAUUUUACAGGAUCUGCGGCCUACGCCACCAGACUAUAAGACAUAUCGAUAUUGCUCAGCAGAUGAUUAAUGUUUGGCUCAAACCUCUCAACGACAUUAAUGCUUAUAAUGACCCGCUCUGCCUCGCCUUGCAAACAACUAGCUGGCGCAUGGCGUUGAGGCUCAUCAGAGACGGCAUCGAUCUUCCUAGUUGGGCUUCUCAUUUUCCAGAGCGCGGGGCUGAUGUCAUCUGGCCUUCCCUCAUCGGCUGUCUCUCGAGCUUUCAUCCCGAACAAACAGAGUUUGUCGACGCUAUAGUGCGCACGGGGUGUGAUCUGAACUUCCCCGAUCUGACUUUGAGGCCUGAACUGUCGCUACUCUUUCUUGUAAUUGUACGCUCCCGAAACAUGGAUUGCUUGAAAAUUUUACUCGACGGCGGAGCUUCAGUCAAAAUUGAGGUCGAGGCUAAGGUAAUAGACACUCACGGCUCAGAAUACACCGGUUACACGGGGAUUCUACUUGCAAUCUUUAGCGAGGUAUUUGGCUGCCCUUUCCGGGAAACCCCAAAUCUUGAAAACCUGGACCUAUUUCAUGAUUUCAUCGUCUUGCUUCUAGAACGAGGAGCGCCGAUAGGACGUAAUUGGGAAGAUGUCCGGUUCCCGCAUCCGCUUACAGCUUUGGACUACGCAGUUACAGCUGCACGGGCUGGAUGCUUUGAACUCCUAGACUUGAUAUCCAAUCACACAACGGAGACCAGGAUUCGCCCGGCAGAAAUCUAUUCAAGCUUUUCCAAACACCUUAAUGGUAUGGAAAAGGAAAGCAACUCAUGGCGACUAAUGAAAGUGUACCGAGGUCGACUCCAGACUCGGCUCGGCUCAAAUGAGUCUCUCAGAGCAGUUACUCGUGGGGUUCACUAG